AUGCCAAUCCCAAUCGAACGAAUUCAAGCAGUUGAAAAUGAAAUGGAACGAGAACGUCACUCGAAACAUAAAAGUGAUAAUGAUGAUGAUGAUAGUAAUUAUCGUUAUACAACAACCAUGACUCCACCAAAUCAAGAUUUUUCAUUUUUAAAAAAACCUCCACAACCAAAACGUUCUGUUCAUUAUGAUAUUGAACCUAUUGAAGAUUUUGAAAAUCGACCAUUAAAAACACGUCAUGAUAAUGAACAACAAUUUGAUAAUGUUUUACGUCGACGAUAUAUUGCACAUUGGGGUUUGCCAGAAUGGCUUGGUGAUAAUCAUUUUCUAUUACAAAAACAUCGUCCACCAGCUAAUUCUGUUCGAGAAUGUCUUAUAUCAAUAGCAUCAAUACAUAGUGAAACAGUCAAUAUUUGGACACAUUUAAUUGGUGCAUUAUGUGUUGCUGUUACAUAUACACUUUUUCUUAUUGAUAAUCAUCGACAAAUGGAUUUAAGUGAUUAUAUAGCAUUUAGUAUGUUUUUUUUAUCAGCAAUAUGUUGUUUAACAUUUUCAACUUUACUUCAUGUAUUUAUUAAUUAUUCGCCACGUAUUAUGGUUAUUGUUUCCAAACUUGAUUAUAUGGGUAUUAAUAUUUUAAUAUUUGGUUCAAUGAUUCCAGUUAUUCAUUAUUUCUUUUAUUGUCAUAUUAAACUUAAAGCUAUAUAUAUUAGUAUUUUAAUUGUACUUUCUAUUUCAUCAAUAAUUGGUACAAGUAGUGCUGCAUGUUCAAAACCAAAAUGUCGUCCAUUUAAAGCUAUUUUAUUUAUUGUUCUAGGUCUUUAUGGAGUUGCACCAGCAGCUCAUGCAUGCAUUCUUCAUGGUUUUCCACGUAUGUUUCAAAUGGGAUUUUUAUAUUUAGUUAUUAUGGCUGUUACAUAUAUUGCUGGUGGUGUUGCCUAUGCAGUUCGUGUACCUGAACGAUUUUUUCCUGGUCGUUUUGAUAUUGUCGGACAAAGUCAUCAAAUAUUACAUGUUGCAGUCGUAGCAGCUGUUUACUUGCACUUUUAUGGCAUUUGUACUUUAUUUCAUAAUGUUAUUCAGACAGAACAAUGUCUUAUGCCAAUAACAUUAAAACUUGGUGUAACUGAUUUAUCUAUUGCAUCAGCUUCCUCUGUUGAAUCAUAG
Messenger RNA from Adineta steineri, 1164 nucleotides. NCBI's taxonomy places the organism in Eukaryota, Metazoa, Rotifera, Eurotatoria, Adinetida, Adinetidae. The record is from the annotation of a GenBank genome assembly.